UUCAACUAAAAAACCAUUGCUCAAAGCUCGGAGACUCUGUGAGGGCGGGCACAUCAGCAGAGAACAGAUGAGUGAGAGAGAGCUUGGAAUGGACAAGACCCAUGUCCUUUUGGGUCUAUUUUUUCUAGGGUUUCUGGUUAGCCUUACAGUUGCAGAGGGAGGAGCACGGCCAGGGUUCCUUUACACAAGAAGCAAAGGAAAAUGCACACCUGAGUAUUGGAGUAGUAGAAGGGAGACAUGGCCAAAAAUGGUUCCUUUAACAUCAUCAGUAUCAAAGGUAUUCGGAUCAAGAGCUCUCGAUCGAUACAGAGCAGAUCUCACAUUGCUCGAAGCCACUGAAAGGAACGAUGAUAUUGGGAAUGCGUAUCAUCGUCUCUUGAAGCAAGCAUCGGCUGCCCUUCUCAACUCCUAUGCUCGCAAGCCGUUUCCGUACUCAUCUUGGAAGGUCAAGACUUUGCUAAUCCAGGCUCUUGUCUCAGAGAAAGCAGCUGAUUUACAAGCCUCUCAGUUCUCCAGUGCCAACCAAAAUUGUUCUUAAUAUUGGGUUAUGGUUUGCUUAAUUUAGGUCUAGCUUUUUCUGAUCAGGUGGGGAACUUGGAUCUAGUGUGUUUGGAUGAACUACCUUUUCUUUUGUUCUACUGUACAUGCAUACUUAACUAAGAAUCGCGCUAGGGAUUGAUUGGUUAGUUGUUGACAAUUGCAACUCUGCAUUCGAAAUUCGAUUCAUACAACUGAACAUUCCAAAAUAUACAUGCAUGCUUAUCUGUGGUGUUUUGAUGAAGUGCAGUGAAUUUCUCUUCA
Messenger RNA from Amborella trichopoda, 801 nucleotides. Its product is annotated as pollen Ole e I family allergen protein. The record is from RefSeq and is a predicted model, not a curated record. NCBI's taxonomy places the organism in Eukaryota, Viridiplantae, Streptophyta, Magnoliopsida, Amborellales, Amborellaceae.